Molecule: messenger RNA, 3054 nt
Organism: Bacillus rossius redtenbacheri
Lineage: Eukaryota; Metazoa; Arthropoda; Insecta; Phasmatodea; Bacillidae
Gene: Pcyt2
Product: choline-phosphate cytidylyltransferase A
Exons: 9
Coding region: 405-1490 (361 amino acids)
Biological process (GO): CDP-choline pathway
Molecular function (GO): choline-phosphate cytidylyltransferase activity; phosphatidylcholine binding
Source: RefSeq, a predicted model, not a curated record
UAGUCAACGAAAAAUCAUACCACCAAACUUUUCCGUCUGCUAAAGACUGCUGACGUUUCUUGAAUUGCGUGUGCGUCGGUGGAGUGAUUUUUUGUUUGUAAGCAAAUUAAAAAGAAAAGAAAAAGCUGUGUUAAAUGCUAUUUUAUGAUAUUGAUUACGAAUUUUUUUGCAUGCCCCUUGUUGCGGACACUAGUGGCGUUUUUUCAUUCUCAACUUGGUUAUUUUAUAAUUUAGUCUGGAAUUAAAUUGUUAUUGUAAUCCAAUUAUUGUUUGAAACCAUUAAAUUUCUUCCUAAUAAUACUGCACAUAAUCCAGGAGCUUAAAUUGAGCAAGUUGUGGGGCAAUCUGUUAUUAAAAUAAUUAAACUGUGGGCCGAAUGGGUUGUAUGUUUAUAACUUGGAAUCAUGUCGAGAAAGCGUCCUAGGGAAGAAAUUACUGAAAUGCCCCUUCUACAACAGCCAGAUGUAACAAUGCCUAUACAAAUGUCCAUUCACAAGAUGGCUCCCUUCAGCGAUGAUUUCGAUGCGAUUGCGGAGCGCGAUCGCUGCGACUACACGACCAGAGUCACGUACAAGAUGGCAAAGUCUGGCAGAGUGUCGCGACCAAUACGGGUUUACGCGGACGGAAUUUACGAUCUGUUCCACCAAGGACAUGCCCGUCAGCUGUUGCAAGCGAAGAAUGUGUUCCCCAACGUUUACCUCAUAGUUGGAGUGUGCAGCGACGAGCUGACGCACAAGAGGAAGGGGCGGACCGUGAUGACGGACUUGGAGCGCUACGAGGCCGUCAGACACUGCCGCUACGUGGACGAGGUGGUGCGGGACGCCCCCUGGGAGCUGGACGACGAGUUCCUGGAGAAACACAAGAUCGACUUCGUGGCUCACGACGAGAUCCCGUACGGCACGGAGGACUGCCAGGACGUGUACGCGGGGCUGAAGGCGAAGGGCAUGUUCGUGGCCACGGAGCGCACGGAGGGCGUGUCCACCUCGGACAUCGUGGCGAGGAUCGUGCGCGACUACGACAUCUACGUGAGGCGGAACCUGGCGCGCGGCUACAGCGCCAAGGAGCUCAACGUGUCCUUCCUCAACGAGAAGAAGUUCCGCCUGCAGAACAAGAUGGACGAGCUGAAGGACAAGGGCAAGAAGGUGAUGGAGAACAUCGGGGAGAAGAAGGUGGACAUGAUCCAGAAGUGGGAGGAGAAGUCGCGGGACUUCAUCGAUGCCUUCCUGCUGCUGUUCGGGAGGGAGGGACGACUGUCCCACAUCUGGAACGAGGGCAAGGGGCGUCUGAUGCAGGCGCUGUCGCCCCCCGGCAGCCCCCGCGAGGGCAGCCCCACCUCCUCCACCGGCAACGACAAGGACGAGGGCGUCAGCCCGCCGCCGCCCAAAGCCGGGCGUUACGACUUCUCGCCAGGCUCGACGAACCACGCUGCGACCAGCAGCAGCCUGACGGACGACUACUCUGACGACGAAGACGAGCGCCAAUCCAAGUGAAGACUGACCGGCAGCAUCGAGAGCCGUAGCUUUAGCCUGCUUCUGCCGUGGGGAGAAGUUCUGAAUCCCGAACCCCUGUUACUCUAGCGAGGCUAGUUUACUUUUCCCUACCUUCCGUUUCGCUUUCUUCCUCGAUGCUCGUCACGGGAGCAAUGUUUGUACUUGAAAAAUUACCAUGGUUUUUAGCAGUCACCAUCAUUAUAUCUAUAUAUAGGCUUUAAUUUUAAUGAUGUGUUAUUGGCCAUGCUGGCUAGGCAAAUUGAAAUAUAAAAUAACUGUUAUUUAAUUUAUUGUUUUGUCUGUUUUUUGGUUUGCAACAUUUAGUAAUGUUGCAUAGUCAAAGCCAAUUGUGAGACAUGUGUACAUUAGAAAUUGUAUUGUGAGUCACAAAAUUGAAUAUAGUUGUGUUAUCUAUAUUUUAUUUUGGCUUUUAUUACAUUUGUUUAUCUUCAAUGAAUAUUCUGCAAUAGGUUACUACAAGCAAGCUAGAACACAGGGACAAUUUUUAACUGUGUUUUAUAUAUUGUUGAUUAGUGAAAACCAUUUUUUUUUUCUUUGAGACUUAUUGCAUGUAGUGAGGCAAAGAGGUAAGCUCUUUUGUCGGUUUCCAUACCAAACCAUUUUAGAAUAUGGAUUUUUGGGACAAGAAUCUAAAAUUUGUGAGAGUUUGACUACAGAGCGGCCCAGGGACAAAAUGAUUUGUAAACACUAUGUCACUGAUGUCUUGUAUCAGUAAGUUUUAUGCAUUGUGUUAUUUAUUUUUUAACUCUACUUAUACUAUGAAUGAAUGCUCAUGAAUGUGUGUGCAUAUUUUAAUAUAAACUGUACUGUAGAGUUUUGAGUGUGCAUCUUUUUUUGCAGGAAAUUAGUAUUACUGUAUGAAGGUAGUGAGUGGAAAACUUCGAAUCUUGUUGAAAAUAUUUUUUUCCUCCAGAAAUUUUUUUGCAAAACUGUACAUUUCUACUAACUAAUAUUCAAUUUCAGGUAUGAUUUCAAUUUCAUGUAAGUCUUGAAUGCCAAUUCAUCACUUUAAUUGAUACAGAUUCAACACAAUUUUAAUUGAAUAAUUUUGCUAUGUAAGACUGAUAAUCCUCAAACGAUUGAGACUACUGUAAAUUAAUACAUGUGUUCAAGGUACUAAAGUAUUGUCCAUCAUCACCAGUAGAAAAUUUUUGAACAUACGAGACUGCAUGGAGCUUACCUCAAUCUGUGUACGUGCAUUUUUUAGUCUUGAAAUUGUUUUUAAUGUUGUCAUCAAUUUUAAAGAGACAAUGCUACAUAAUAUUUCUGUCACAUGUGCUUUAAAAUGAUAAUUGGUGUUUUUUUAAACAGAACAAGCAAUAUAUUGUUGAGAUCUGAACUGUGGAAUUUGCACAAUUUAUAUUUUUAUAUGGAUUAUUUUAAUAGCCUUGGGUUUUUUCGUGGUAGUCUGCGGGUGUCUUGUUUCAAAUGAAGUGUGAUGUCCGGCUAGAAGCUCCAUUGCGUGUGAUGUGCUGAUAGGUCAGUACUUUGUACACACAUACAAUUUCGUCAGUUUGAAUAAAUAAAGAGCUUUACAGGAAAA